Molecule: messenger RNA, 2674 nt
Organism: Verruconis gallopava
Lineage: Eukaryota; Fungi; Ascomycota; Dothideomycetes; Venturiales; Sympoventuriaceae
Exons: 1
Coding region: 83-2443 (786 amino acids)
Source: RefSeq, a predicted model, not a curated record
GAGAAAGAACAAGCGAUUCCACUUCGCUGGGAAAAGAUAUUCCCUCUACCUAGGCACAGAUAGGUUAUACAAUGAGUUUGAUAUGUCUUUCGGAUUCUCCGUCGGCGAUGUGCUUGUUUGCAGCAAGCUUGCAAUCAAUGCGUAUACGGCACUGAAGGAUGCUCCUAAAGAAUUUGAAGGCUUGCGCCUGGAAGUCCUGAGCCUGAGCGCCACACUUCGAGCUUUGGCUGAAGAAGCAAACUCUCCCAAUUCAAUCAUUCUGUUGGCAUCGCCGCAGCGUCAAGAGAGCCUUCGUGUCUUGCUAGAUAACUGCUCUAAAGGCUUGCAACAGCUGCACUUACUAACCAAGAAGUUCCCCUCAUUAGGCUCGCCUGAAAAGACGAAAUUUCUGGAACACGUAAGAUUCUCCUUGCAGAACAAAAAUGGCCCGCGUGAUAAGCUCGCCAUUCACACCGCGAGCAUCAACAUCUUUCUUACGAGCCUGACUCAUUCAAGUUUGGGCCGUCUGGAAGGACUGAUCAAGAACGCCUUGCGUGGCUCAGCCCAGAAACAACAAGGCUCUCAGACACAAUUUGCGAGUGCUGGCUACACAAAUCACAUCGUUCUAGGUGACAGAAGUCAGGCUUUCAAUGUGCAAACUCCCGACGUUGGCUCUGUCUCAGCCGUAGGCUCAGAGGACGAUGUAUGGGCGAGCAUUGGUCAAGACCUCAGUUGGGAAGGUAUACGUGCUCAAGACGUGAAGCCAUUCAGAGACGAAAUCAUAACAUAUAUCCGCUACUUGCACAAUGGUGGUGAGCCGUUUUGGAAGCGAGGUUCUUCAAGCUCAGAGCAAGAAGCAAUGAGAAAGGGACGAGUUGAAGAAAAGUCACGGCCAGCAGCUUACACUCGAGACGCCACGCCUCAUCAAAGGCCCGACUCUCGUCACAGUUAUCCAGUUUCUCAAGCGCCACCAGCAUAUACCGCCCACGCACCAUAUCCAGUGUCGCAACAGCUACCCCUGCAACAGCCAUCCGCUCCCAAUCGCAGCAGUACAAGCACAACACCAAGUGCGGGUUCUGCUCUUUGGGCUUAUCGUCCACCAUCGCAACAACCUACCCCAGAGGAUGCAGAUUAUAGUAGUGAUGACGACCAUCUAACUUCCCGACCUGCUCAGAAUAGCAAUGAUGACAGCAAUAGCGACGAUGGGCUGACCGUGGUUAGUCCACCAGCACUAAAACCUGUACUCAGGCGUAAAGAAGGUCAAACCGCUCUUCCCAAUAAUUCCAAUGCUCCUCCAAAUCAACAGGAAUACGGCAAGCUGCUGAAUCCCGGCUCAGUAAAUCACACGGAGUCGGAGUUUGAAUCGCAGCAUAGCACCGUGAAUCAACCGGUCGAACAGCCACAACCACAACAAGGUGCUGGCUCAUUCGUCUCACAAUCUCCCUCUAGUUUUUUUGGUGCUCCCAGUGGUGGAUUUGGUGCUCCCAGCAGCAGUACGUUCACUGAGUCCAGCCCCUUCGGGAAUCCACAGGCCUCCACAAGUGAAAGUCUCUUCGGCGGCUAUGCACCACCUGUGACUGCGAGUACAGACGUUUCAGUGGGGAAAAGAGCUUCCUCCACAAGUAGUGGGCUCUUUGGAAGUAAGCCCGCGACUGGCGAGACCUUAUUUGGUAGCAACAAGCCGUCAACAAACCAAACUUCAGUACGCUAUGGUGACGCGUCCCAUAGCCAAGUCCCAGUCUUAUUUGGCAAGCCUGCGGUCAAUGAAAAUGAGAUAAAUGAGAUGGCCGAGCUAUUUGAUCACAUGUUCGACGUGGAUGAUGCUGACGUGGUUAUCGCGCAAGGCAUAGAUGAGCCCCUAAGGAACUCUUCCUUACCAGCAGACUCAGUCCAUGAAUAUACCGAGCCCCAGCACGGACGAUCUAAUUCAAUUGCGCCUGAAUCACGGCCGCCGCAUUUGACCUUUGGACCAUCGCCACUUGAUGAACAAAAGAUAUUUUACAGUGCGAGUUCGGGAUCCCCGCAGUCGUUGUUUUCCGGUGACCCCAUCUACUUCCGCAUGCCGCCACCUGUACGGCCGACAGAUCCUCUCGAGAGCAAGCGGGCUUGUCUCACCAGAGUGAAAACUCAACUUGAGAUGCAGCUUAGACGACUGUAUGAUGCUCAGCACACCGGUGAUGGGACUGUGAUUCGGAUGCUUCUCAACCCCGGUCCUGGGGCCCGUCCGUCACCUAUUCAUGAACGUGUUGCUUACCUAAGAGCUGCUGGUGCUAUCGUGGUGGAUUGCGACAUAUGCCGUACGCCAGUUCCGGACAAGCAUUGGCAUUGUGGUCUUUGUGCUGGCGGCGAUUGGGAUUGUUGUUUGGAUUGCCGCAUGAAGGGCCAGGGUUGCCCGGGUAGACAUGCUCUAGCUGAGAGAAGUGCCAGGAGGUGGGGUGGCCGGGACUACUGGACCAAUUUGUAGUUGAUUUGGAAGAAGUGCCGUUCUUUUCUGACUUAUUCUCUUGGAUCUGUUUUAAUCUUGCUUUGACUUGUUUUCCACAUACAUCUACCACAACUAUCGAUAUAAUUCAUCAGGAAUUACUCGAAAGUACUCAAUAGUGUGAGUUAAUAGACGUCAAUAUUACCACUGAUUGGCAUCAUAUUACUCUUCUGACCACUCCUCACGGGUGCGAAUCUCUAGCUCAGCCUCAAU